AAAGAAAACCAGCAAAAAGCAAAACCAAAAAAGAAAAAAAAAUCCAAAAGCAAAAACAAAAAGAGAGAGGGGGAAAAAAACCCAAACAAACAAACAAGGCAGAACCAACCUCCACUUGCAAGCAGCAGGCGAGAGCCGCGUUUCUGCCACCCAGAGAGGGGGUCUCAGGCCCCGCGCUGGAGCGCUGGCAGGGGGAUCGUCAGGGGGACAGAGGCCGAGUGACGUCCUAGGAGCCACAGAAAGACAAGCGAGACUGCGGCCCCCCGCGCGCGGCUCGGGGCUGGGGCGCCAGAAGUGAGACUGGAGCUAAGUAGAGCGAUGCCAAGGAGGAAACAGCAGGCACCCAAGCGGGCGGCAGGCUAUGCCCAGGAGGAAGUGCUGAAGGAAGAGGAGGAGAUCAAGGAGGAAGAGGAGGAGGAGGAAGACAGUGGUUCGGUGGCUCAACAUCAGCGCAGCAAUGACACUGGGACGGACGAGGAACUAGAAACAGGCCCAGACCAGAAAGGCUACUUCAGCUGCCAGAACUCGCCAGGGAGCCACCUGUCCAAUCAGGACGCAGAAAACGAAUCUCUUCUGAGCGAUGCCAGCGACCAGGUGUCAGACAUCAAGAGCAUCUGUGGCCGAGAUGCCUCAGACAAGAAAGCAAAUGCUCACCCCAAGCUUCCAAGCGAACCCCAUAACUGCAUGGAUAAAAUGACAGCCGUCUACGCCAACAUCCUGUCAGAUUCCUACUGGUCAGGCCUGGGCCUCGGCUUUAAGUUAUCCAACAGCGAGAGACGGAAUUGUGACACCCGCAAUGGCAGCAACAAGAAUGAUUUUGAUUGGCACCAGGAUGCCCUAUCCAAAAGCCUACAGCAGAACUUGCCUUCCCGGUCUGUCUCUAAGCCCAGCCUAUUCAGCUCUGUGCAGCUGUACCGGCAGAGCACUAAGAUGUGCGGCUCAGUGUUCACCGGCGCCAGCAGGUUCCGCUGCAGGCAGUGCAGCGCAGCCUACGACACUCUGGUGGAGCUGACUGUGCACAUGAAUGAGACGGGCCACUAUCAAGAUGACAACCGCAAAAAAGAUAAGCUCAGACCCACGAGCUACUCAAAGCCCCGGAAAAGGGCCUUCCAAGACAUGGACAAAGAGGACGCUCAAAAGGUUCUGAAAUGUAUGUUUUGUGGCGACUCCUUCGAUUCCCUGCAAGAUUUGAGUGUCCACAUGAUAAAGACAAAACAUUACCAAAAAGUGCCUUUGAAGGAGCCAGUACCAACCAUUUCCUCUAAAAUGGUCACGCCAGCCAAGAAGCGUGUUUUCGAUGUCAACAGGCCUUGCUCCCCCGACUCCACCACAGGGUCACUCGCCGAUUCGUUUUCCUCUCAGAAGAAUGCUACCCUGCAGCUGCCCUCCAACAGCCGCUACGGCUACCAGAACGGAGCCAGCUACACCUGGCAGUUCGAGGCCUGCAAGUCCCAGAUUUUAAAGUGUAUGGAGUGUGGCAGUUCCCAUGAUACCUUGCAGCAACUCACCACCCACAUGAUGGUUACAGGUCACUUCCUCAAAGUCACCAGCUCUGCCUCCAAGAAAGGAAAGCAGCUGGUGUUGGACCCGCUGGCCGUGGAGAAAAUGCAGUCACUGUCUGAGACCCCCAACAGCGAGUCUCUGGUCCCUAAGCCAUCAAGUAACUCCGCCUCCGACUGCACAGCCUCUACCACUGAGUUAAAGAAAGAAAGCAAGAAGGAGAAGAUGGAGGAGGUCACCGAAGACGAGCAAGGGAUGAAAAGCGAGGAAUAUGAAGACCCUUUACAGAAACCACUUGACCCUACCAUAAAAUACCAGUAUCUACGAGAGGAGGACUUGGAAGAUGGCUCAAAGGGUGGUGGGGACAUUUUAAAAUCGCUAGAAAAUACUGUAACCACAGCCAUCAACAAGGCCCAAAAUGGGGCCCCCAGCUGGAGCGCAUACCCGAGUAUCCACGCAGCCUACCAGCUCUCAGAGGGCACCAAGCCAUCCAUGGCCAUAGGCUCUCAGAUACUGCAAAUCCGACCCAACCUCGCCAACAAGCUAAGGCCGAUUGCGCCCAAGUGGAAAGGCAUGUCACUUGGCCCCAUACCCACAAGCCUGGCCCUGUAUACUCAAGCCAAGAAGGAGACAGAAGACAAAGAUGAGGCUGUGAAGGAGUGUGGAAAGGAAAGUCCGCGGGAAGAGGCGAAAUCUUUCAGCCAGUCUGAGGGCGAGUCUUUCUCCAAAGCCGAACCACGUUCAGAACCCAGAAAGGCUGAGCCCUGUCCCAUGAAGGAGGAGGAGACCCUGCAGAAAGAGAAACAAGAGCCGUUAGAACCAGUGUCAUCUCUGAGCAAUGGAUGCACACCGGGUAACCACAUCCCAGCCCUGCCCUGCAUCAACCCGCUCAGCGCCCUGCAGUCCGUCCUGAACAACCACCUGGGCAAAGCUACUGAGCCCUUGCGCUCGCCUUCCAGCUCCAGCCCCAACUCAAGCACAGUCUCCAUGUUCCAUAAGUCCAGUCUCAGCAUUGUGGACAAGCCAGUCAUAAGUCCUACCUCCACCAGGCCGGCCAGUGCAUCCCGACACUACCUGUUUGAGAGCAGCGACCAGCCCAUUGACCUGACCAAGUCCAAAAGCAAGAAAGCCGAGUCCUCGCAAGCACAAUCCUGUACAUCCCCGCCUCAGAAGCAUGCUCUGUGUGACAUUGCCGAUAUGGUCAAGGUCCUCCCCAAAGCCACCACCCCAAAGCCAGCUGCUUCCUCGAGGGUCCCUCCUAUGAAGCUGGAAAUGGAUGUCAGGCGCUUUGAGGAUGUUUCGAGUGACGUCUCAACUCUGCACAAAAGGAAAGGCCGGCAGUCCAACUGGAACCCGCAGCAUCUCCUCAUCCUGCAAGCUCAGUUUGCCUCGAGCCUCUUUCAGACAUCAGAGGGCAAGUAUUUGCUUUCUGACCUGGGCCCGCAAGAGCGGAUGCAAAUCUCAAAGUUCACGGGACUCUCGAUGACCACAAUCAGCCACUGGCUGGCCAACGUCAAGUACCAGCUUAGGAAAACAGGUGGGACCAAAUUCCUGAAAAACAUGGACAAAGGACACCCCAUCUUUUACUGCAGUGACUGUGCGUCUCAGUUCCGAACCCCCUCUACGUACAUCAGCCACUUAGAGUCUCACCUGGGCUUCCAAAUGAAGGACAUGACCCGGAUGGCAGCUGACCAGCAAAGCAAGGUGGAGCAGGAGAUCUCCCGGGUGUCGUCGGCUCAGAGGUCUCCAGAAACAAUAGCUGGCGAAGAGGACACGGACUCUAAAUUCAAGUGUAAGUUGUGCAGUCGGACAUUUGUGAGCAAACACGCAGUAAAACUCCACCUAAGCAAAACGCACAGCAAGUCACCCGAACACCACUCUCAGUUUGUAACAGACGUGGAUGAAGAAUAGUUCUGCAGGUAUGGGUUUGCUCCCGGGUCACGGCGACCAUGGCCUUGUGAGGAGCGUGUUAAAAGGAGCUGGGUCUGCCUACAGGCAGAGGAUGUCUCCCGAGGCCACGCAAAACUGUAGCUUGCUGCCAUAGACUUACUUUUACAAAAGACAGGAUGUGAUGAGCAGGCCCUAGCCAUUCCCCCACAUCCUUCAGGUUAGAGGGAAAUAGAAUAUACAGCAUCUGAGAGAGAUGAAGCUCGUGGUUGUUUAUAGAGCU
This is a messenger RNA of Acomys russatus (golden spiny mouse), 3670 nucleotides long. RefSeq names its product teashirt zinc finger homeobox 2 (gene Tshz2). Gene Ontology annotation, molecular function: DNA-binding transcription factor activity, RNA polymerase II-specific; DNA binding. NCBI's taxonomy places the organism in Eukaryota, Metazoa, Chordata, Mammalia, Rodentia, Muridae. Gene Ontology annotation, biological process: regulation of transcription by RNA polymerase II. The record is from RefSeq and is a predicted model, not a curated record. Gene Ontology annotation, cellular component: nucleus. The coding region runs from base 319 to 3411 and encodes 1030 amino acids. The transcript is spliced from 2 exons.